AUGGUUGCAAAAGAGCUCGAGCUUUCGCCUUCUGAGCUCACCUUUCUGGAAACUUUCAAGGAAGGUGAGAGCUCGCUGAUCUACAAAGUCGCCGUGCACGGAAUGGACUGUGUUAUGAAAGUGUUCCAUGAGUAUACUAGGAAGGAGUGGGAUAACCCAGAUAUCGAAAUCAGCAUGUGCAUGCGCGAGGUGACAGCCUACGAACGCCUAAAAGCGAAGGGACUCUGCGCGCGAGGGGUUAUCCCUGUUUACUACGGCUACAUGACGUUUACGGACCUGGCAAUCUGGCCUGAGCUGCACAUGUUCACUGACGACGAGCUGCCCCCAAAGGCGAUUCUGAUCGAGUACGUCCCCGGCAUGAAACAACUUGAACUCAGCAACUACACCCAGUCAAGGGUGAAGACGUUGCGGAACGUUCUGUCCGAGAUCAACGCAGCAAAGGUAUUGCACAGUGAUAUUGCCCCGAGGAAUAUGAUGGUCUGCUCUGGAGAGACGGAACGAGUGCUUUGGAUUGACUUCGAUCUGUCGGUCGUAUUUCCCGAGGACGAGCCUUUGACAGAAGAGCAUCAAGAGUGGUUUGAGGAUGAGGCUGCCUUAAUGGACGAGUUUGUGAACUGGCUGUCCCAGGACGCAGUGGAAGGAAAACUUCACAAGGCUUUUCGUUGCUAUUAUUACGGGAGUUACACUUACUAGAAGCGAGUCAAGAUGGGACUAGACCCCUAGCAAAAGUCAGACUAGCCUGGUCCUAACGUAGUCAAUGCAGACACUGAAGGCAACGAAGACAUCGAAGACAUUGAAGACAUGAGAGACAUCGGAACCAUCGAUGACGACCAAAUCCCGCGACCACGGAUCGAAUUUUAGGGGACUAGUAUGUGGACUCAUGCUCAGUGAUC
Aspergillus aculeatinus CBS 121060 is the source of this 893-nucleotide messenger RNA. RefSeq lists its product as uncharacterized. The coding region runs from base 1 to 693 and encodes 230 amino acids. The record is from RefSeq and is a predicted model, not a curated record. Gene Ontology annotation, biological process: protein phosphorylation. Lineage: Eukaryota; Fungi; Ascomycota; Eurotiomycetes; Eurotiales; Aspergillaceae. The transcript is spliced from 3 exons. Gene Ontology annotation, molecular function: ATP binding; protein kinase activity.